This is a messenger RNA of Triplophysa dalaica, 2634 nucleotides long. It is a transcript of the gene mthfr, whose product is annotated as methylenetetrahydrofolate reductase (NAD(P)H). The coding region runs from base 111 to 2078 and encodes 655 amino acids. The record is from RefSeq and is a predicted model, not a curated record. The transcript is spliced from 12 exons. Gene Ontology annotation, biological process: tetrahydrofolate interconversion. Gene Ontology annotation, molecular function: methylenetetrahydrofolate reductase [NAD(P)H] activity; FAD binding. Gene Ontology annotation, cellular component: cytosol. Lineage: Eukaryota; Metazoa; Chordata; Actinopteri; Cypriniformes; Nemacheilidae.
AUAACGCCAUGCUUGGUGGCGCACGCGGCAGCUCAGCAGGAGAGUUCGGGUUCAUGUUCAUGUUCAUGUUCGGACAGCUGUUGGAGGUUUAGAUUAACAUUAAAGGAAUCAUGGUGAACCAGAGAUCUGAUGCGACCUGGCAGUCCUGUAAGAGCGACUCCAGCGGCACCAGCAACAGCGGCGAGAGCUCGAAAGAGAGUUCCAGAUGUUCCACACCGGUGCUGGACGCCGACCGCACCGACCGCCUGCGGGACAAGAUGAGGCGCAGGAUCGAGUCCGGUGACCGCUGGUUCUCGCUGGAGUUCUUCCCUCCUCGCACCUCAUCUGGAGCUGUCAAUCUCAUCUCCAGAUUUGACCGGAUGGGUUCCGGUGGUCCUCUCUUCAUUGACAUCACCUGGCAUCCGGCUGGAGAUCCGGGCUCGGAUAAAGAAACUUCUUCCAUGAUGAUAGCGAGCACAGCGGUGAAUUACUGCGGCCUGGAGAGCGUCCUGCAUCUGACCUGCUGUAACCAGACCAAAGACAAGAUCACCGGCCAUCUGGACAAAGCCAAGCGUCUGGGCUUAAAGAACAUCAUGGCUCUCAGAGGAGAUCCCGUUGGAGCAGACUGGGUGGAGGAGGACGGAGGUUUCAGUUACGCUACAGAUCUGGUCAAACACAUUCGCUGUGAAUUUGAUGAUUACUUUGAUAUCUGCGUCGCAGGUUAUCCCACGGGUCAUCCGGAGGCAGAGAGCUAUGAAGUGGACCUCAGACAUCUGAAGGAGAAAGUGGACGCUGGUGCUCACUUCAUCGUCACUCAACUCUUCUUCAGAGCGGAAACCUUCCUCAAGUUCGUCAAAGACUGUCGGGCCAUUGGCAUCACCUGCCCUAUACUCCCGGGAAUCUUCCCUAUCCAGGGUUAUCACUCACUGCGUCAGCUGGUCAAACUGUCUAAACUGGAAGUGCCGGAGGAAAUGACGCAGGUGAUGGAGCCCAUCAAAGAUAAUGACGCUGCCAUCCGCAGUUACGGCAUCCAUCAGGCGGUGGAGAUGUGUAAGAUUCUGCUGGCCAGCGGCGAGGUGCCUGGACUUCACUUCUACACGCUCAACAGAGAGGUGGCCACUGUAGAAGUUCUCCGACAGUUGGGCUUAUGGGCUGAAGAUCCACGGCGUCCUCUCCCGUGGGCCAUCAGCGCUCAUCCCAAGCGUAAGGUGGAAGACGUCAGGCCCAUCUUCUGGGCUUCCCGACCCAAGAGUUACAUCUAUAGAACACAGGACUGGGACGAUUUCCCCAACGGAAGAUGGGGGAACUCUGCCUCACCAGCGUUUGGAGAGCUGACAGACUAUUAUCUGUUCUACCUGAAGAGUAAAUCUCCUAAAGAAGCUCUGCUGCAGAUGUGGGGCGAGGAACUAACCAGUGAGGAGAGCGUGUAUGAAGUCUUCACCAACUACAUCAGCGGCCAGGCCAACCGCAGCGGACACAAGGUGAUGUGUUUGCCGUGGAAUGAUGAUCCUCUGGCUCCAGAGACCAAUCUGCUGAAGGAUGAGCUGGAGAAGGUGAACCGCAGAGGAGUUCUCACCAUUAACUCUCAACCCAACAUCAACGGCAAAGCCUCCUCUGAUCCCAUCGCGGGCUGGGGUCCGGCGGGGGGAUACGUCUUUCAGAAGGCGUACAUGGAGUUCUUCACGUCGAGUGAAAAUGUUACGGCUCUUCUGCAAGUUCUGAAGAAGUACGAGCCCCGUGUGAACUAUCAUAUAGUGAACGUGCAGGGCAGGAAUAUCACAAACGCUCCGGACAUGCAGCCCAGCGCUGUGACGUGGGGGAUAUUCCCGGGUCGUGAGAUCAUCCAGCCCACCGUGGUGGAUCCCGUCAGCUUCAUGUCCUGGAAGGACGAGGCCUUCGCGCUGUGGAUCGAACAGUGGGCGAAGCUGUACGAGGACGAAUCGCCCUCACGCAUGAUCAUUCAGUACAUCCAUGACAACUACUUCCUGGUGAAUCUGGUGGAUAAUGAUUUCCCACUGGACAGCUGUCUGUGGCAGGUGAUUGAAGACAUGUUCCAGCUGCUGGACGCCCCUCCGGCCCCUCACGACGGCCCACUGUAACCUCACACAACACACAGGACACUCUCUCAGGUUUCACUUCAACAUACAAGUGAAAAUAUGUUCAGAUCACAACAAUACGAGACUCCUGCCACAGGAAAAGCAUUUGCCUUUGUCUUUCGAGGGACGAUGGAAUCGUAGACUUUUAAACCAGUUUUAAGGUAUUUAUAAAGGAUAUUUUAAGCACUACAUAUAGUAUGACAGAUACAUGAGUCUCGGUCUUGGUGUAUGUACAGGGAAAAAGUGUAUACGUCAUAUUUUGUGUAAGUAUAUUUUUGCACAUAAUGUCAAAUUCAAAUCAGAAUGAAUUGAGUACAAUAAAUAUUACUGUAUGAUGCCACUUAAUGAUCGGCCUAUUAACUAGUAUUUAUGUUUUGAAUGACAGUAACGGGAACGGCCAGUGAGAUUUCUGCGUCCUUGUUUUGAGUUUCAUCACAGAUCAGAAUGUAGUGAAUGAACGAUGUGAAGGGUUUUCUUUGCUCGUGUUUAUUUCCAGUCACAGAGUAUUUGUGUAUAAAACUCAAUAAACAACACUCCCGUCCCAUGUGUAUUAACAUGA